AUGUCAAAAAUGAGAAAAUUUUUCGGCACUACCCUUUUUGUAUUCUUCGUGAAUUUAUACAUUCACCAGAAUAAUGUUGUGAGCAACGAAAUUGUUAAUUUUAAAAAUCCCAACUUGAGGAACGGAUGGACAGAUAAAAAUAUCAUCCUUCAGGGUGAAGAAAACGAAGAAAACCCAAAGCAAGAACAGCCAACUGCACGAAUAAAUGAAACACAUGUAACAAAGAAAAAUAAGCAAGCUAAGAGAGCUGAGGAUGCAAAACAAGCAGCUGAAGCAGCACAGAAGGAAGCAGAAGAUGAAUUUAAAAAAAUAGUAGAUGUAGCAGAAAAAGUAGGAUCAGAAGAAAAAAUUAAAGAGGCCGUGGAAAAAUUAAAAAAAGUAGCAGAAGAUGCGAAGGGAAAAGCAACAGAUAAGACAAAGAAGGUACAAGAAGAAGCAAAAAAAGCAACAGAUGCAGGUACACCUGCUAUGGCUAGUUUCUACGCAGAUAAUGCUGACAACGCAAAAGUUGAGGCAAUGAAAGAAGCCGAUAAGGUUAAGAAGGUAUCCGAAAUAGCGCAGCAUGUUGCAAAUGCAUAUGAAGCGAAGAAGGAGGCAGAAAAAGCAAAAGAAGAAGCAGAAAACGCUGUCCAAGAAAUACAAAAGGCUAAGAAAGAAGCAGAUAUCGCAAAAAAUGCGGCAACAAAAUUAAUGGAAGAAUCUAAAAAGAAAGAAACAGAAGAAGAAACGAAAAGGUUGGAAACAGCGAAGAAGAAUGUAGAACAAGCAUUACAAAAGAUAGAGGAAGAACUGAAAAAUGCAGAAGAAAAUAAAACUAAAGCAACUGAAGCAACUAAAACUGUAACUGAAGCUGCAAUUAAAGCUGUAACGGAAGGUGUAACCGAUGAUACAAUAAAGGCUGUAACCGAAGCUACGACUGAAGCUGGAAACAAUGAACAGAAUGCAGCAAUAGACGCAACAAAAGUAAGUAGUAUAGCAGAAGACUCUAAAAAAGCAGUAGAAGCAGCGAAAGAAGCCACCAAAGCAAAAGGAGAAGCAGAAAUACAAGCAGGAAUAGCAAAAAUUAUAGUGGCAUUGGAAGAAGCAAAAAUAGCAGCAAAGGAAGCUGCAUUAGCAAAAAAUCUGGCAGAUGAAUUAGCAAGAAUGGCAACAUCAGCCAACGUACCUAAGGAAGAAGCAACAGAAAAGGCAACACAAGCAAAUAAAAAGGCACAAGAAAUAGAAGCUUUAUUAGAAGAAAUAAAAAAAAUCGAAUCAGAAGAAAAAAGAUUAGAAAAAGUGAAUGAAGCUAAGGAAAAAGUGCAGAAAGCAACCGAAGCAAAAAACGUAGUGGAAAAAGCAAAAGUAGAAGCAGAAAUAGCCGUAUCAGUUGCACGGGUACAUGUUGCGAAACAGGAAGCAACGAGGUUAGCAGAGGUAGCUGAUGAAGAGAAAAACAAAGCAAAAGAGGCAGCAGAAGCGGCUGAAAAUGCAAAAAAGGAAGCAGAAAAAGUAUCUGAAAAAUUAAAAAAUGUACCUGAAGUAACGGAGGCUGUAAAAUCAGCAAAAGAAGAAGCAGAAAAUGCGAAAAAGGAAGAAGAACAAGCUGAAAUGGAAUCAAUCGAUGCUGCACAGGAAGAAUACACAUUGCAAUAUCCAUUAUUAAUGGUAACGGAAGCAGCCAAUGAAGCCAAAGCAGCAGAAGGAGAAGAUAUAAAGACUACAUUGGAAAAUGCACAGAAAAAAGCAUUACAAGCGUUGGAACAAGCAAACCAUAAGGCACAGGAAACAUUUAAAUUAACGCAGAAAGCAAUAGACGCUUCUAAGAAGGCACAGAAAGCAGCAGAGGUAGCAAAAGCAGAAGCAGCAAAAGCUCAAGCAUAUGAAGCAUUAGAAGAUGUAAAAAAAGAGGAACAAAAAAUGAAACAAUUAGCUGUAAAGGAAGAGAAAUCCCAUGUAUCAGAAUUAGAGAAAAAAGCAGCUGAAGGAGCUGGAAAAGUAGCAGAAGGUGAAGUGGAGAAAGUAAAAGUCGAAGCAGAAAAAGCAAAUACUGCAGCAGAUAAGGCAAAAAAAGCCACUACGUUGGAGGAAGCGAAGGCAGAAGCAAUAAAAGCAAUAGAUGCUUCUGAAAAAGCACAAAAUGGAGCAAAAAUAUCUCUACAGAAAAUUGAAUUCGAAUACCUAAAACUGAUGAAUCAAGACGUAUUAGAACCUUUGGAGAUACCUACAGAGGAAAUGCAUAACUUAAUAGAUAAGAAUGAAGAGGUGGAAGAUGAAGUCGAAGAUACGGAAAGUAAAGAAGACGAUCCUGAAGAAGAAAAAGAAGUUGAUGAUGAAGAAGAGGCAGAAGCAGGUGAUAUGGAAGAUAAAGAAUUAGAGGAAGAAGAAGAAGAGGAAGAAGAGGAGGAGGAUGAUGAAGAAGAAGCUGUUGAGGAGGAAGAGGAGGUAAAAGAGAAAGAAGUAGCAAAUCCUACAGAGACGCACGAUGGAGAGCAAGAAGAAGCAAAAGAAGGAGAAGAAAAUGGAGAGCACCCUUCCCCUAGUAAUACUACGUCGGAAUCACAGAAUACAAAUGUGCAAUCCCCAGAGCAGGUUGUCAAACCAUUAAGUGAUAGCAAAGCCCAAGCGCUCCUCACUGACACAAGUAAGGAUCUUGUGGACUUAAAAAAAAAAGUAGAUCAAAUAACAAAAAAUAUAAUGAACACACUUGACGGGGACACUGCAGUCCUAGACACGCUCAAGGAUUUCGCAAAAGAUUUAAAUCAGUUUAUUCUGACAUGGUAA
Molecule: messenger RNA, 2763 nt
Organism: Plasmodium knowlesi strain H
Lineage: Eukaryota; Apicomplexa; Aconoidasida; Haemosporida; Plasmodiidae
Product: merozoite surface protein 3, putative
Exons: 1
Coding region: 1-2763 (920 amino acids)
Source: RefSeq, a predicted model, not a curated record